AUGGAUGAAACACUUCCAGAUAGCCAAGCUAUUACCGUUCCGGUCCCUAUUGCUGAAGUGACGACAGAAGACAAAUACAGGGCGUGCCCGAUAACGGAUGCAAGCCAUUUUGUUGUUCAGAGACUGGACUCAAUUAUGCUGUCUGUUGCGGGAAUUUCGUACGAUUCCAACAAGCCUUGGCCGUUCUGGUUCUUCAUCGGAAAGAUUUUAUCAAAGAGCCUCUUUGAAGUCGAAGGGCAACUUGAAUGGCUUAACGCUGUUAGAGUUCGGUCACGGGAGUUCAUUGCAUUCACCAAGGCCCAGUAUAAAUCGGACCCCGAGAAAGCAAAGCUUCAGAUUGUUGAGAUUGAUUUCCUCAAACCACAGCCAAAUGAACCACUGAAAUUAUUCUGGAAGCCCGCCAGGGGGAUCAUAUGUCAAAAAGUCCAAGAUUCCUCGUCGAUUGAGAUUCUGAGUAUUUGA
Penicillium vulpinum is the source of this 462-nucleotide messenger RNA. RefSeq lists its product as uncharacterized. The record is from RefSeq and is a predicted model, not a curated record. Bases 1 to 462 code for a protein of 153 amino acids. Lineage: Eukaryota; Fungi; Ascomycota; Eurotiomycetes; Eurotiales; Aspergillaceae. The transcript has 3 exons.